AUGGCCCGAAUUCAUUGCUUGCUGUGCCUCAUUGCCGUGGCCCAGCCGCCGGCCGGAGAAGCAGCUGUGCCGGAGUUUCCCUCGUGGCCACAACCACUGGCGCGAGAAUCUUCCACCAGGACGUGGCCCCAAAGUUCUGUCGCCAUUCAGAAGCAGGCCGUCGCGGCGAAGCCGCAGAGACGUCUGCGACGCCGCGUCCAGGGCUCCAAGGACCGAGCCUAUGUUUGGAAGGACCACAGAAGGCUUCAAGAAGAGCGGUGCUCCACUACAGCUGACUGUGGUCCGAACCGAUAUUGCAUGAGCUGCAGCAAAUGCGGCGAGUACCAUGCCUCGCUUCCACAGGAAACCCAGAGGCGGUGGACCUGCGAUCCGUGCCAAGAUGGCGCGAACAUUUGUGAGUCUGGGAAGUAUUGCACUGUGGCACAAGAUCCGGCAGAAGGACAGUGCCCCACGAAGUAUCCCGGAUGCAGUCAGCACAGCGACUGCGAAGACACCGAGUACUGCUACUCCUGCGCCAAAUGCCAGGAGUAUAUCAAGACGCAUGGAACGAAUGAGACGAUCUGGCGCUGUGAGCCCUGCCCCACCGAGAAAGGCGGCUUCUGCUCGAAGCUUUGGUGGUGCCCCAUCCGUCAGGACUCAGUCUCAGGAUCCUGCCCGGAGGAACCGGGCUGUGCCCGGCACUCCGACUGCCAGGAAGGCGAGUACUGCGAAAGCUGCGAGCUCUGCCUGGCUUUUCGGAACUCUCUGGCGGAGAGCGAGCGUCCCAAGUGGCCUUGUGAGCCAUGCCCCACAGUGGGCGGCGGGAUCUGCGAACCUGCAAGCAUCUGCCAGAUCGCCAACGACGGUAUCGACAACACUUGUCCACUGCAGAAGGGCUGCGAUGCCAACAUUCAAUGCCGACCCGACCAGUACUGCAUGGACUGUGAGAAGUGCGCAGCCUACCGUGAAAGCUUGCCACCGGAGCAUCGUGUCUACUGGCCUUGCGGCUACUGCCCAACAGGACGCGGCGGGCUCUGCGAGCGGCGCGUGUUUUGUUCCGUCGCCAACGAUGGCGUAUCCGAAACAUGUCCUCUCUACGAAGGAUGCUUCAAGCACACUGACUGCUCGGAUACUGAGUUCUGCUGGAGCUGGGAUGCAUGCGUGCGAGAGGACACGACUGGUACCCGGAACUGCGGUGACAAGCCCAUCAAGGAUGGCUUCUGCAACCCAAUCUCGACAUGUGUUGCGGGCCGCAGCAUCGACGGGCAAUGCCGUGGGACGAAGGCGUGCAACAGCCACAAAGACUGCGGCACCGACCGCGGGCUGUUCUGCACCAACUGGGAGACGUGCAACGCCCGUUCCCCCGACAUAUGUGGCCCUCGGCCAAUUCACCGCGAAGGCGUCUGCCUACCUGUGGAGCAUUGCAACUAUGGCUUCCAUGCUCCCCUGCGCGGUGAGUGUCCGCCCUGGACGGCCCACAACGGCACUGCAGGAGGGCUCCUCGAGGUUCGGGAGGUCUUGAAACUCAAUGGCACUUUGAUGUUGGCGUCCUUCCACCAAGCCAUCAACAGCUGGGGAUCUCUUCUGUCUCAUCAGGAGCGCGACUACUUCCUCACCCAGCUGCACGAAUACGGCUCAAACACCACGGAGAGAGACGAUGCAGAGUAUGUGGGCAUCUACGAAGCCAUGGGGGGAAAGCUGACGAAGCAGCGCCAGGCCGAGGUGGCGGCAGCUGCUGCCGAGGAGGCCAAGAGCAACGUGGUUUUGUGCAAGCACCAGCUUGACAAAGCAGACACCUUGAUGCAUGCUCUGGCCUCCCAUGCGAGGCGGAAGAAGACCCGCACGGGGAAGGAAGCAGAUGUGGGCGAGCGAGAGUACCGCGGAUCAUCGGACAAGUGUCAUGUCAGCUUCAUCCUGAAACAACUGGUGGUAAUGCUGUUGUUCUUCUUCCGGCAGCAGCGGGACGAAGGCAACAACAGACUCAAGGUAAAGCUCGCCAUGCGUGCUAAGAAGAAGUUGACACCGCGCUGCUUCGUGAUCAAGCGCGGCGAUGUGGGCGACCGCAUCAAGGACCUGGUUCAAGAUUUUCGAAUGGUGAUGAUGCCGAACUCUGCGAAGGCGCUGAAGGAGUCGAAGAUCAAUCGGGUCGAAGACUUCAUUGCCGUCGCGAGUCAUUUCAACGUGUCACACCUCAUCAUUUUCACGGCGACGAAAGCUGCCACCUACAUGAAGCUGGCGAGGUUGCCGCAGGGCCCGACGCUGACUUUCCGAGUGGACAGCUUCACACUUGCGCGGGAGGUCAAGGCCUCCCAGAAGAGGCCGAAAGGCGCUGCUCGGGACUUUACCACGGCGCCCCUGCAGGUGCUCAAUGGCCUGGGCGGUCCCAAGGACGCCCCGGAGGGUGCGGGUGGUGGGAAGACUAUGAAGAUGCCGGAGCGCAAGCUCAUUGCGGAAAUGCUGCGAGGAGCCUUCCCGGCGAUCGACGUCCCAACUUUCAACCAGGCGGAGUGCCGACGAGCUGCACUUUUCCACUACGACCGGGAGAGUGAUGCCAUUCUCUUCCGGCACUUUGUCGUCAGCCGCAAGCAAGCUGGCCUUGAACGAGGCGUAAGCAAGCUGACCAAGUUCAACCGGUUGCCGAACUUGGGCAGGAAGGGCGACAUCGCUGACUUCGUUUUGGGCGGCGGUGGAGCUGCCUCAGAGUCGGAGAUGGAGGAGGGCGAAGAGGUCCCCACCACCUCGGGCAACCGCGUGGCCGUGCGGCUUGCGGAAGCCGGGCCGCGAAUGAAGCUGCUUCUGGUAAAAGCGGAGGAGGGCGUGUGCACGGGCGGUGUGAUGUACCACCGCUUCCUGACGAAGACGCCAUCGCAGCAGCAAGUUCUACAGGAGCGCGCCCGGCAGCGGCUUAAGCUGAAGGAGCGCAAUGCUCGGUUGGAAGCCAAGGCCAAAGCGGCCAAAUCGAAGGCGAAGAAGCGCAAGCGAGACAACAAGGAGGAUGAUGACGACGAUGAGCCGCCUCCGCAGUAUGACGACUUCGACGACUGCCUCAACCGCAUGUGGCAAGUCUUUACGUUGUACGCGGUGGAGAGGUCGCUUAAUGAGUUGAAGACUGAGAACCACAUCAAGGCCAAGGGGAAGGCACAUUUGUUCAAGAAGACGGUCACCGCUGACCACACCAUGAGAUUCCUGCAGGGCGAGAUGCCCCAUGUGGCCACAAAGCUCUGCAAUCUCUUCCCAGAGGUGGUUCCGCAGGAGAACCGGCCAACAGGAAUCAAGCUUCUCGAGGAGAUGCACAAGCAAUUGCAGGGGUCAGCGCCGGCCACCAGCGAGACAAAGGCUGAUGCCGAAGCGGUUGGUCAGCGGAGAGAUGCUCCAGGUCCCUCCACCAAAGGCUCCACGAAGCGAGUUGCCAAGGAGCCUCAGAAGGACCCGCCGAAGAAGAAGCAAAAGAAGGAGGAGACCAUCACGCGCAGCCUGACAUCCUUCUUCGGGCAUGCGGAGCAGGCGCAGGACGACGUUGGGUCUGGCGAACGGCAGUCCCAGUCCUAG
Molecule: messenger RNA, 3528 nt
Organism: Symbiodinium sp. CCMP2592
Lineage: Eukaryota; Dinophyceae; Suessiales; Symbiodiniaceae
Source: the annotation of a GenBank genome assembly